UCCUUCUUUCUAAAUCGUGCCUCUCUCUGAGCUUUCGAUUCUUCUUUUUUUUUCUAAUCAAAAUCAAAUCUUUGUAAUCAAAAUCAAAAGUCAAAAUCGAACCCUAAAAAAAAAUGGAGAGAGGAGAGAGAAAGAGGGGCACGAAAUCGAAGAUCUACCCUCUGGUAUUGGUGGGGCUUCUUCUUCUCAGCUUCGUCAGCGACCUCUCGGCUCUCUCCGUCACCGUAAACGACGUCGAAUGCAUCUACGAGUACGUCCUCUACGAAGGCGACUCCGUCACCGGCAACUUCGUCGUCGUCGAUCACGACAUUUUCUGGAGUUCCGAUCACCCCGGCAUCGACUUCAUCGUGACCUCUCCUGCAGGUAAUGUGGUGCACUCUCAGAAGGGAACAUCGGGGGACAAGUUUGACUUCAAGGCCCCACGAAGCGGAAUGUACAAAUUCUGUUUCCAUAAUCCUUACUCGACACCAGAGACUGUGUCUUUCUACAUACAUGUUGGCCACAUCCCCAGUGAACAUGAUCUUGCCAAAGAUGAACAUUUGGACCCUAUUAAUGUUAAAAUUGCUGAGCUGAGGGAGGCAUUGGAAUCUGUUACAGCAGAACAGAACUACUUGAAAGCACGUGAUACUCGUCAUCGUCGUACAAAUGAGAGCACACGGAAGCGUGUUAUACUUUACACAAUAGGAGAGUACAUUAUGCUGGCUCUUGCAAGUGCACUUCAAGUUGCGUAUAUACACCGCCUGUUCAGUAAGUCAGUUGGAUACAACAGGGUUUGAGGCCCGACGUCAAAGCUACCUGUAUUGUUGUUUGUUCUUAACCAGUUGGGUCAGUGUUUGGAGAGUCUAGCCUACGAGUUUAGAUAAACAUGUCUUAAUAUGAUUUUAAUUGUGAACAAUGAGCCUUGAGUGUAGGAAAAAACAAUACAUUUCGAGUAAAGAAGAAUGAGACUUCUUGAGAUAUUCAGUCUGAUUAAGAUAAUGUUCCAAAUGAUUUUGAUUUUAUGUUGCCAAUUUGUGAGAUUUUGUGGAUGAUUGAGGAACUAAUAUCCAAUGGGGCAGACAUUGGUUUCCAUACUUUUGACAGAAACUUCAGGAAUGAUUCAACAAUUUCACUAUUUCUUGUAUGAA
This is a messenger RNA of Camellia sinensis, 1127 nucleotides long. Its product is annotated as emp24/gp25L/p24 family/GOLD family protein. The record is from RefSeq and is a predicted model, not a curated record. NCBI's taxonomy places the organism in Eukaryota, Viridiplantae, Streptophyta, Magnoliopsida, Ericales, Theaceae.